AUUGCGCUUAAGCCAAAUACAGUUAGCUCACAGAUUGUUAACUUGGGGGCGCUUAAUAAACGUUAGACCACUGGACCUUAAAAGCUUUCAACUUUUCCCCCAAGACCUUCAUUUUCUAUCGCGACAGCUCUGAGUGAAAUUCCAGCGACACGUGACAAGACUGCGUGACCAUCGCUGUGACGAAUCGCUCAGCGAUCGACCACACAAUCGCUCCUCGUGCCCUCGUCCUGUGGCAGCAGCCAUGGGCAGCACCUGUUAGUCCGCGCUGAACGCUCCUGACGAUGACCUGCUGCAACCCAGCCGACGGCGUCGGCUGGGAACGGCCUGCCGGCUGCUCCUCUGCUCCUCCCCCGCCGUGUCCCGGGGCUGACCCGUGUGACCCCGUCGGCACCGAGGGGCCGCCCUUCGACGCCACCCACCCUGCGGCACUGUGUCCGGGGCCGCCGGGCGUGCCGUGUCCGCAUGUGCCGGACACGGGCCCGGGCCCGGGUGUCGACCUGCCGCCGUGUCCGGCCCGCCCGGGCCUGCUCACAGCUCAGCAGAUCGGACACCAGCGGAGGGGCGCGCGGGACAUGGCCACCGACGCCGUCCGCGCCCGGCUCAAGUACGAAACGCUACCUGAUCACCUGGAGGACCUGGCCUUCUCCGAGAUCUUACAGAGCGACCGCUUCAAGUCGACCGCAACCGUCUCCUACACGAGCAAGUCACGUGACCGCUGCCUGAACCCGGAGCCGAUCUUCAGCCUGGCCCCGCCCAGCGGUGACGUCACUUACCUGAAGGAGACGGAGGAGCGGGUGCGCCAGUCCACGCUGCCCGCCUCCCGGCCUCGCUUCUCCGAGUACGGCGAGGCCUACCACCCGCGGCGGCUCUCCUGCGCCGACAUGGUCGGCCAGGUGAAGCUCAAGAAGCCCAUCCGCUACAUGCCGUCGACGGACGUGCUGCCGAAGCACUUCUACACGGCCGAGGACGGCGUUGCCGGUGAGGUGAACCCCUACCUCUCCACCACGCGCAAGGACUUCAAGCCCGUGAGCGCGGCGGCGGCCAAGUACCGCGACCCGCCGUCCACGGACACCUUCACGGGCGACCUGAUCUUGCCGGCCGAGGCGCAGCUACAGCCGCGCUGGCACGGCUUCACGCCGGUGGUGCCGCACACGGGCCUCCAGAGCGAGGCGCAGGCGCGCUUCUGCCGGCCGCGGCUCGACGACAACAGCCGCCACAACUGGACGCUGCCGGUCGAGGCGCCGCUCGUCAUCCCGCCCACGACGCGCCAGCUGUUCGGCGAGGCGCUCUUCGACCAGGAGUCGAUCAACUACGGCACGGGCCGCCACAACCCGGUGGCGCUCAGCUGCCGGGGGCUGGUGACGCAGCAGCGACACCGGCGCGAGCUGUGCAACCUCCAGUACGAGGAGCCGCAGCCGAGCCGCCCGCCGUGCUGCCGCACCGGCCCGCUCGCCACCCGCGGCCCGGUGGACGACGCCGAGCUGCGCGCUGCGCCCAUCUCGCUGCACGAGACCAUCGGCGACAACCACUUCGGCCUGACGCCGCACCCGCCCCAGAAGGUCGUGCCCGAUGUCAACUGAGCGCCGCCCACACACGGCAGUGGGUAGUGUCUGGAGGGAACGAGGCCCUCGGCUCACGCUGGCGAUAAAUACACGGGGCUUAAUCGGGGCAUGUUUUAUGGCACCCAGCUUAAACCUGCCAAAAAUAAACGUGGUAUUCAUAUGCUCCAGCAAAACGGCCCCCGGUUCUGGUAAAUGGGAUAAAGCUGACAGAUGACGUGCCUCGAGCUUGAUGGCAGACUGGCUCGCUGACGUUAUAUUUAGAUUCUUACGCCCGUGCAUCACAUCACCCAUGUUAAAGCGCUCAUGCAGCUGUUGGAAUAACGGCCUGGCCCGGCCCUGAAAAUGGCCCCCGGCGUGAAUGAUGAGCUAGUUUCCUGAGCUGGAACGAACCUAAAUUCGUUGCACGUAUCGCAGCACUGCCCGAAAACCUGAAGCAUGCUCAACCCCCCUGCUGCCUAGCCCUUUCAGGUCAAUCUACCCCAAAGGAUGGAUCGGUUAUGAUUUCUCGAGCUCAAUAACACAACU
Molecule: messenger RNA, 2087 nt
Organism: Pollicipes pollicipes
Lineage: Eukaryota; Metazoa; Arthropoda; Thecostraca; Pollicipedomorpha; Pollicipedidae
Exons: 3
Coding region: 282-1580 (432 amino acids)
Source: RefSeq, a predicted model, not a curated record